Molecule: messenger RNA, 1899 nt
Organism: Ipomoea triloba (trilobed morning glory)
Lineage: Eukaryota; Viridiplantae; Streptophyta; Magnoliopsida; Solanales; Convolvulaceae
Product: WRKY transcription factor 6-like
Exons: 5
Coding region: 160-1785 (541 amino acids)
Biological process (GO): regulation of DNA-templated transcription
Molecular function (GO): DNA-binding transcription factor activity; sequence-specific DNA binding
Source: RefSeq, a predicted model, not a curated record
UCUCAAGUCUCACAACCUCCCAUUAUUAUUGCCGAGUCCAUUGUUCCGUUCAAACUCUUCUCCAUUUCUCUCUUUCCAUUUUCUCUCUCCCUCCUAUAUCUGUUCUACUACUAUUCACUUCAUUAACUAACUCUGAUCUCUCAUCUAUCUUCUUCAUUUAUGGCCAACAAAUCUGGUGGUGGACUCUCCUUUGAUCCAGAUCCCAUCUCUGCAGAUAAUAACCACCAUUUUUUCCGUCAACCACACUCCUUCUUAACCCUCCCACUUCCCUCGCCAAUGGACUCUCCGGUCAACAACUCGCCCCCCACUCUCCAGUUCCCCGUCCACGUCCCCUGCGCCGCCGAUCAUCAUAAUAUUGAUCGCAACACAAUUCGCGUCUCCGGUGAAGUGGACUUCUUUGCUCACAAGGACGAUCGCGCCUCCGCUGUCGUGCCUACCGCCGUUGCCGCCGACUUGGAUUUUGAUGUGAACAUUGGUUUGCAUCUUCAUACCACAAAUGCUACCGGUGGCCGGUCAAUAGUUGAGGAUGGCCUAUCACCUACCUCUCAAGACAAUAGAGCUAAGAAUGAGGUAGGAGUUAUUAAAGCUGAAUUGGACAGAAUGAACGCAGAAAAUCAACAUUUAAGGGACAUGCUACAUCAAGCCACAAACAACUAUAGUGCUCUCCAAACACAUUUGACUUCUCUAAUGCAGCAGCAACAACAACAACAAAAUGGAGGUGGCGGCGGCCUAACUGCGCCGCCGCCUCUGAGGCCGUUUAUGGGUCUCGGGGCUGAGGCGGCCAAGGAUGCGUCGCAGUCGUCGUCUGAGGGGAGGAGCGGCGGUGGUGAACCGCCACGGUCGUCUCCGGUGAAUAAUGUGGAGAGCGUGUCGGGAGAGAAUAUACAUAGCUUGGAAAAAGGGGGAAGUAGUAAUGUAAAGGUUGCUAGGACUAGAGGUCACGGUUCAAAAAGUAGUAGUGGUGAUAAUGUUGAUCAAGCUACUGAGGCUACAAUAAAAAAGGCUCGUGUCUCCGUCAGGGCUCGAUCCGAGGCUGCAAUGAUCACAGAUGGGUGUCAAUGGCGGAAGUAUGGGCAGAAAAUGGCGAAGGGAAACCCGUGUCCCCGCGGCUACUACCGGUGCACCAUGGCAACUGGCUGCCCAGUUCGGAAGCAAGUCCAAAGAUGUGCAGAAGAUAGGACAAUUUUGAUCACAACCUACGAAGGCAAUCAUAACCACCCGCUGCCGCCGGCAGCCAUGGCGAUGGCAUCCACGACCUCCUCCGCCGCGAGAAUGCUCCUUUCAGGGUCGAUGCCAAGCGCCGACGGGGCAUCAGUGGCGGCGCUAAUGAACAACUCCAACUUCCUCGCCAGAGCCUUCCUCCCAGCAGGCAUGGCUACAAUCUCAGCCUCAGCACCUUUCCCUACCGUCACAUUAGACCUAACCCAAACCCAAACCCCCAAUAAUCCCCUCCACUUUCCAAGAAUACCCCCCAACCAUUCCCACAAUAAUCAAGCCGCCUUUUCGCCUCUUUUUGGGCAGCCUUUGUUCAACCAAACCAAAUUCUCCGGCCUUCAUCUCUCGCACGAUUUGGAAAAUCAAGCAAUGCAUCAUCAGCAGAACCCGGCCGAGUUGGCCGACACUGUGAACGCCCUGACGUCGGAUCCUAACUUUCCGGCGGCCCUUGCGGCCGCCAUCGCUUCCAUUCUCGGUGGUUCGUCGGUUUCGGACAACACUGGUGCUAGCAACGCCGCCACCCUCGGGAACGACAAUGCCGGCAGCGUUUCCAUGGAAACUACCAAGUAACCGGCCUGUUCCAUGCAUAUUUCCAGUUUAAUAUAUAGUCCCACUUCAUUAUAUUUAAUUUAUUUGUCUUUUGUUCAUUUUCAUUUUCGAGCAAUUGGAACAAUACUUAUACUU